Messenger RNA from Erigeron canadensis, 2089 nucleotides. RefSeq lists its product as uncharacterized. The coding region runs from base 161 to 1687 and encodes 508 amino acids. The record is from RefSeq and is a predicted model, not a curated record. The transcript has 4 exons. NCBI's taxonomy places the organism in Eukaryota, Viridiplantae, Streptophyta, Magnoliopsida, Asterales, Asteraceae.
CGCAGCAGAUUCCCAUAAUUGUCGCCUUUCAUUAAUCUGCUACUAAUCAUUUGGACGAUUACCAUACAGAUCCAUUAUUAUAUUAUUUCUUCUACUGAUGAUUAUACUUUUGAGCCACAAUUGUCUCACUUAUCAAGGUGUGAACUAAUUGUUGAAAAAGAUGGAAAACGGUCAAAGCGCUGAAAGUAUAAUUGCAAAUUUGAUGGGUUUUGAUGAUAAAUCGUCACGAUAUCAGGCUGUUUCUGGACAACAAAAAGUGUUUUCUGAUAGAUAUCUACAGAAACAUGGUUGUAUAGGGAAGAAUAAGAGAAAAAACUCUCAAAAUCAUCUCCUGAGAUCCAAGAAAAAGGCGAAUUUGAGAACAAGUGGUUCAGAUAAUGAUAUUUUAUCGAGUGACGUUAUGCAGGGUACGAAGUCACCUAUUGUUGGCAAUUCUGUGAACAAUGGACAACAUUUGAAAUCUCGUACAAUGAUAAGACCAAAUUUAACGAAUGUAGAGUGUGCUUCUGGACCUUCCUUUCUGAUUGAUUCUCGCACUGUUUUCGGCUGGGAAGUCAAGAAACGACUAUUGGAGAGUCUCAAAAUGACCAAAGUUUCUCAACCAGAAUUCAGAAGUUUGAUUGGUAUUAAAGAAGGUCAGAAAAAUGAAUAUGUCAUCAAGUUACCAGUAUUCAAACCUUUGAAUUUUUCUUCCAAAUCGAACACUACAAAAUCUGUGAGAAUGACUAGAACUGAUGCGAAGACAAGUUUCGGGAAAUUGGUGAAUAAUUCAAAAGCAAAUUCAGGAAUAAAAAGUGCUGAAUCUUUUCAUAUUACCGAAAAAAAAUGUAACUGCUCUGCAAAAGAAGAAUGCUCUUCCCAUGUUUCGGAUCUGUCGUCUGAACAGGAUUCACUGGUUGUAUCUCAUGGAUACGGCUUAGUGUAUUCAGAUUUCUUACAACAUGAUGAAGAACACCCUGAUGGUAAAGGUGAAAUAUAUCAGCGUACUCCAAUUUCAGUUCUAGAACCUCCAUUUAGGGAAGAUAAUUCAUCAAGCUCUGAGUAUGGUGGAAGUACGGAAGCUGAUCUCCAUGGUUUGUCGAUGCAACUUCAGCUUCUUAAGUCAGAAUCAGAGGAAAAUGACAUCAACCCUGAAAUGGUUACAUCGAGUGAUGAUGAAAAAUCUUGUACAGAUGAAAUUAUACAAUUAAUGAUACCCUUUGGUACCAAAGAAAGUCGGGAUUAUUCGUACCUGGUAGAUGUACUAGAUGAAUCAGGUUUCCAAGAUGGCAACAGGGAGAUAAACCUUGAAAGAUGGCAUUCUUCAGAAUUCAUGGCGAGCCCCUUGGUAUUUGAAAUGUUAGAGAAGAAAUAUGGGAAGCAAGAGUUAUGGCAUAAGGCUGAGAGGAGGCUUCUAUUUGAUCGUAUAAAUGCAGGCAUGACAUAUAUUGUUAGACCACAUGUAGACAUUCGUGCUUCCUCCAAGCCUUUAAGAAGAAAGAUGGCAAAUAUUUUGAGGAGAGAUGUCAUCGAGGAAGAACUUUUGACUGUUUUAGUUAGUCAAGAAAAGGGAGUCAAUGAUGGGUUGUCUGAGAAGGCCGUGGGAAGAGGACCCUGGUUUGACCCUGUCGAAGAACUGGAUUCUCUUGUGAGGGAGAUCGAAAUCUUUUUGUUUGAUCAGCUAGCAGCAGAGUUAGUCUCAGCUUGAAGUGUCCGUGUUUUAGAGGUGGCAAAGUGGGCUGGUUGAGUAAUGGGUCAAAUGGGUCCAGGGUAAAGAAAUAUAAGAUUUUUUAUUACGGGCCAUACAUGUUGGGUUGGGUUACCCUUCAACACUUAUUUUUUUCUUCGUUUUCUCAUCUUUAGAAAUUUCUAUAAAUUAAAUUGAUUAUAAAGUGAAAGUAAUAAUUCAAAUUUUUGUAAGGAGGUUUAAGCAUUCAAAACAUUCAUUUGAUGGCUUUCAAGCUAGUCGACCCAUUAGACCUGUUUCCAUUUUUUUCAAGCUUUAAAACGUCACUGGUUUGACCCGUAGUUUGUAUUCGCCCAUUUUUGUCAAAUGGGAUAAAGUUGUCAUAUGUACUGCAUUUGUAUGUUCUUUUGGUUUGAUGAAGAU